Messenger RNA from Metopolophium dirhodum (rose-grain aphid), 808 nucleotides. RefSeq lists its product as uncharacterized. Lineage: Eukaryota; Metazoa; Arthropoda; Insecta; Hemiptera; Aphididae. The record is from RefSeq and is a predicted model, not a curated record. The transcript has 4 exons. The coding region runs from base 78 to 674 and encodes 198 amino acids.
UUUAACUCUAUCAUAACACCGUCAUUCGUUUGUGAACAUUUAUUACAUUUUCAGAUCAUAAUUCACACUAAUUAACUAUGAAGUACUUUUUUAUACUUUUAGCAGAUUUUAUGAUUCUUAUCAAUUCUGAAUUACAAGAUUUCAAGUUCCGCCCAAAUUUGCCACUAGGAGAAUAUCGAUUAUAUUUCAACUCUGUUCAACAAUGUAGCCAGAAAUGCGCUAUUCAGCAACACUUUUAUUUAUUCAAGACAUCUAGCACUAGAGUUGAACUAAGAGGAAAUAUUACGUCUGUUAAUAAAGCAUUUGAUAAUAAUCUAUGGUUUCAUGGUGCUAUGUCAGUAAAAGAUAAAAUUGGUACAUGGCAAAAUAAUGCGUACGUUUAUAAAUCACCCCAUGCUUACAAAACUGUUAAAAAUCUUCUUGGAGGUGAAUUUCAUGUUUUUUUAAAUAGCUUUGGACUCAAUGACACAAAACAAAGUUCAAUACCAUCGGGAACAUAUGUCACCAAAGGUUAUGAUUUAUCGAACUAUCCAUCAAAUACAAAUUUGCCAAAACAAAUUUUUUAUGGAACUUACAAAUAUAAUAUUAAUUAUACGGAAAAAAAUGGCGAGGUUGUUGCAUGUUAUAUGUUUGUCCUUGAUGUAAAACGUCCAUGGGAAUUGGAAGUGGAAUGAAUUUGUUAAUUUAUGCGUAGUGUAAGUAAUUUGUUAGAAGUAUUGUUUAAAAUUAAAAAAAAAAAAUUAAAAAAAUAGAUUUUAUUAAAUGGUUGUAUUGAUAUAAUUAUGUUGAACUAGUUUAAAAUUGUUAU